Molecule: messenger RNA, 2511 nt
Organism: Cyprinodon tularosa
Lineage: Eukaryota; Metazoa; Chordata; Actinopteri; Cyprinodontiformes; Cyprinodontidae
Product: gastrula zinc finger protein XlCGF57.1-like
Exons: 3
Coding region: 36-1805 (589 amino acids)
Biological process (GO): regulation of transcription by RNA polymerase II; central nervous system development
Cellular component (GO): nucleus
Molecular function (GO): RNA polymerase II cis-regulatory region sequence-specific DNA binding; DNA-binding transcription factor activity, RNA polymerase II-specific
Source: RefSeq, a predicted model, not a curated record
AAGAACCAGAACAUCCCUGGAAAAAAGAGGAAACCAUGGAGCUCCCCAUAGACCACCUUCAGGAUUAUGUUGGAAAAGAGGAGGAUUUCUCUGACCAGCAGCUCUGUGAACAGGAGAGGAAUUCCAGUUUGAAGCAAGAGGAACCAGACGCCUUGCAGAUAAAAGAAGAGCAGAAGGAACCAGAACAUUCCUGGACAAAAGAGAAAACCAUGAAACUCCCCAAAAGUGAGCAUAAGGAGCAGCUUGUUCUGAAGCAGGAGUCUGAAGAUAUAGGAGAGAAACCUUUCCCAUGCUUAACAUUGGGAGAAAACUUUAUAGAAAAAGAACAUUUAAUGGAUAAUAUCAGAAUUCACACAGGUGAGAAGUCUUUUGAAUGUCUGUCCUGUGGAAAAACCUUCACCUCUAAUUCAGAUCUUGAUAAAGACUUCAGAAUUCACACAAAUGAGAAACCUUUUUCUUGUAUGAUUUGUGGCAAAAGUUUUAAUUUUAAAAGUCAUUUGACUAAACACAUGAGAAUUCACACAGGUAAGAAGCCUUUCUCCUGUACCAUUUGCAGCAAGACUUUCACUGAAAAGGGUAAUUUGACUUCUCACAUCAAAAUUCACACAGGUGAGAAACCUUUCUCCUGUACCAUUUGUAAAAAGGAUUUUACUGAAAAGGCUAGUUUGACUUCUCACAUAAGAAUUCACACAGGUGAGAAACCUUUUUCCUGUCCCAUUUGUAAAAAGAAUUUCACUGAAAAGGGUAGUUUGACUUCUCACAUGAGAAUUCACACAGGUGAGAAACCUUUCUCCUGUACCAUUUGUAAAAAGAAUUUCACUGAAAAGGGUAAUUUGACUUCUCACAUGAGAAUUCACACAGGUGAGAAACCUUUUUCCUGUACCAUUUGUAAAAAGAAUUUCACUGAAAAGGGUAAUUUGACUUCUCACAUGAGAAUUCACACAGGUGAGAAACCUUUCUCCUGUACCAUUUGCAACAAGACUUUCACUGAAAAGGGUAAUUUGACUUCUCACAUCAAAAUUCACACAGGUGAGAAACCUUUCUCCUGUACCAUUUGUAAAAAGAAUUUUACUGAAAAGGGUAGUUUGACUUCUCACAUGAGAAGUCACACAGGUGAGAAACCUUUCUCCUGUCCCAUCUGUAACAACAAGUUUACUAAAAGGAGUAAUUUGACUUCUCACAUGAGAAUUCACACAUUUGAGGAUCCUUUUUCUUGUACGGUUUGUAAAAAAAAAUUUACUGAAAAGGGUAGUUUGGCUUCUCACAUGAGAAUUCACACAGGUGAGAAGCCUUUUUCCUGUGCCAUUUGUAAAAAGAAUUUUACUGAAAAGAGUAGUUUGAAUCGUCACAUGAGAAUUCACACUGGUGAAAAGCCUUUUUCCUGUACCAUUUGUAACAAUAAUUUUACUGAAAAGAGUAGUUUGACUCGCCAUAUCAGAAUUCACACAGGUGAGAAGCCUUUUGAAUGUCUAUCCUGUGGAAAAAGCUUCACCUCUAAGUCUGAUCUUGAUAAACACAUCAGAAUUCACACUGGUGAGAAACCUUUUUCCUGCAUGGUUUGUGGAAAAAGUUUUACUCAUGAAUUUAAUUUGACUAGACACAGUAGAACUCACACAGGUGAGAAACCUUUUUCCUGUACGAGAUGUGACAAGAAUUUUACUGAUAAAAGUAGUUUGACUUCUCACAUGAGAAUUCACACAGGCGAGAAGCCUUUUGAAUGUCUGUCCUGUGGAAAAAGCUUCAUUCAGAAAUCUCAACUUGAUAGACAUAUUAGAAUUCACACAGGUGAGAAGCUGUUCUCCUGAAUGAUUUGUGACAAAGGUUUUAAAUGAGAAAGUAAUUUGAGUAUUCAGAUGACAAUUAUUCAUGCAUGAUCUGUAAUGAUUUAUAUAAAAAGAAACACUGAUUUCACAUAAGUUACAGCAGGUAGACACCACAGGAAUGAAGAGCAGAAGCGUUUUGCAUGUUUGACUGGUGAUAAUUUCUUCAUCUAUAAACUGCUUCACGCCAUUGCAUGAGAAACUCACAGGUUAAUGGUGUUUUUUGAACACUGUUAAUUAAUGGCUUUUUUGAUGAAGCCAUUAAUUAACAGCUAUGUUUACAUAGAAAAUAGAACAUAUAAGGUGUUAUAAUGUAAACCUGGUAAAUAUUCACAUCCUGGGUGAAUAUGUGGAUGUGAACAUUUAAAAGUUAAUUAUUUUGGGCCUGAAUAAAUUAGAUUUAAAUGGCUGUAAAAAAAAAAAAAGAAUGUCGCCUUAGCAAAAAAUAGAUGCUUAAAUUCACAGCUUCUUACUUUUUUUGGAAUGAAGUGAUCAAACAUAAUAAAGUGGAACAACAACAUCUUGGUUACAGAUGAAGCAAGUUUGCUGUCCAUAGAACAAGCAAUUGAGAAGUUAUAGAUGUUUAAAUUGAAAAACAAUCCAGAAGGACCCCUGCUGUGCCAUUUUGGUAUGAUGUGGCACGAUUUCUUCUGAAUGAAUUUAUUCAACAACAAAAAAAAAAACUCAGACG